AUGGGUGACCCCAGCGGGUGUCGGGCGCUGGCCUGGGCCCUCCUGGCCCUGCUCUGGGUGCCGAAGGCAGCCCAGCGCACGAUCUUCCUCCCGCCCAUCACCGUCCUCCCUACCAUGAGCCCCCUGAACCCGGCGCACAACGGGCGGGUCUGCAGCACGUGGGGCGACUUCCACUACAAGACCUUCGACGGCGACGUGUUCCGCUUCCCCGGCCGCUGCAACUACGUCUUCUCGGCGCACUGCGGGGCCGCCUACGAGGACUUCAACGUCCAGCUGCGCCGCGGCCUGGCCGGCUCCAGGCCCACCAUCACCCACGUGGUCCUCAAGGCCCAGGGGCUGGUGCUGGAGGUGUCCAACGGCUCCGUCCUCAUCGACGGGCGGCGGGAGGAGCUGCCCUUCAGCCGGGCGGGGCUGCUGGUGGAGCAGAGCAGCGACUACGUCAAGGUCAGCGUCCGGCUGGUGCUCACCUUCAUGUGGAACGGCGAGGACAGCGCCCUGCUGGAGCUGGACCCCAAGUACGCCAACCAGACGUGUGGCCUCUGUGGGGACUUCAACGGGCUCCCGGCCGUGAACGAGUUCUACGCCCACAACGCCAGGCUGACACCUCUGCAGUUCGGGAACCUGCAGAAGCUGGACGGGCCCACGGAGCAGUGCCAGGACCCCCAGCCCGGCCCGGCCGACAACUGCACGGACGCGGAGGACCUCUGCCGCCGCACCCUGCUGGGCCCGGCCUUCGCCCAGUGCAACGGGCUGGUGGCCGCCGACGAGUACGUGGCCGCCUGCGCCCAGGACCUGUGCCGCUGCCCCACCUGCCCGUGCGCCACCUUCGCGGAGUACUCCCGCCAGUGCGCCCACGCGGGGGGGCAGCCUCAGAACUGGAGGGGCCCCGACCUCUGCCCCCGGACGUGCCCCCUCAACAUGCAGCACCAGGAGUGCGGCUCGCCCUGCGCGGACACCUGCUCCAACCCCGACCGCGCCCAGCUCUGCGAGGACCACUGCGUGGACGGCUGCUUCUGCCCCCCAGGCACAGUGCUCGAUGACGUCACCCACACCGGCUGCCUGCCCCUGCAGCGCUGCCCCUGCACCCACAGCGGCCGCACCUACGCCCCGGGGGCCUCCUUCACCACCAGCUGCAGCUCCUGCACCUGCUUGGGGGGACUGUGGCAGUGCCAGGAGCUCCCGUGCCCGGGCACCUGCUCCGUCCAGGGCGGCUCCCACAUCUCCACCUACGACGAGAAACUCUACGGCAUGCACGGCGACUGCAGCUACGUCCUGUCCAAGAAAUGUGCAGACAGCGGCUUCACGGUGCUGGCCGAGCUGCGGAAGUGCGGCCUGACAGACAACGAGAACUGCCUCAAGACGGUGACCCUGAGCAUGGACGGCGGGGACACGGUCAUCCAGAUCCAGGCCAGUGGCGGGGUGUUCAUGAACUCCAUCUACACCCAGCUGCCCGUGUCCGCAGCCAACAUCACCAUAUUCCGGCCCUCGACCUUCUUCAUCCUGGUGCAGACGGGCCUCGGGCUGCAGCUGGAGGUGCAGCUGGUGCCCCUCAUGCAGCUGGUCCUCAGGCUGGACCCCGCCUACCGAGGCCAGAUGUGCGGCCUCUGCGGGAACUUCAACCAGAACCAGGCGGACGACUUCCUCAGCCUCAGCGGCGUGGUGGAGGGCACGGCCGCCGCCUUCGCCAACACCUGGAAGACCCAGGCCGCCUGCCCCAACGUCAGGAACAGCUUGGAGGACCCCUGCGCCCUGAGCGUGGAGAACGAGAACUACGCCCGGCACUGGUGCUCCCUGCUCACCGACCCGGCCGGUGCCUUCUCCCCCUGCCACUCCGUCAUCAGCCCCACACCCUUCCACUCGAACUGCCUGUUCGACACGUGCAACUGCGAGAAGAGCGAGGACUGCCUGUGCGCCGCGCUGUCCGCCUACGUCCGCGCCUGCGCCGCCCGGGGCGUGCUGCUCCGCGGCUGGAGGGCCGGCGUCUGCACCAAGUACACGAGCACCUGCCCUAAGUCCCAGCGCUACGCCGACGUGGUGGACCGCUGCCAGCCCACCUGCCGCGCCCUGGGCCAGGCUGACGUCACCUGCGGCGUGGCCUUCGUGCCCGUGGACGGCUGCACCUGCCCCGACGGCACCUUCCUGGACGACGCGGGCAGCUGCGUGCCCGCCGAGGCCUGUCCCUGCUACUUCCGCGGCUCCGUGGUGGCCCCCGGGGAGGUGGUGCACGACCACGGCGUGGUGUGCUCCUGCGCGAGUGGGAAGCUGAGCUGCCUGGGCGCCGUGGAGCAGACCAGCACAGGCUGCGCGGCCCCCAUGGUGUACCUGGACUGCAGCAACGCCUCGGCGGGCACGCCGGGCGCCGAGUGCCUCCGGAGCUGCCACACGCUGGACGUGGACUGUUUCAGCACUCACUGCGUGUCCGGCUGCGUCUGCCCCCCGGGGCUGGUGUCCGACGGGAGCGGGGGCUGCGUGGCCGAGGAGGACUGCCCCUGUCUGCACAACGACGCCGCCUACAGGCCUGGGGACUCCAUCAGGGUCGACUGCAACACCUGCACCUGCCGGAACCGCAAGUGGGAGUGCAGCAGCCGGCCCUGCCUGGGCACCUGCGUGGCCUACGGGGACGGCCACUUCAUCACCUUCGACGGCGAGCGGUACAAUUUCGAGGGCAGCUGCGAGUACACGCUGGCCCAGGACUACUGCGGAGGCAACGGCACCAACGGGACCUUCCGCAUCGUCACCGAGAACAUCCCCUGCGGGACCACGGGGGUCGCCUGCUCCAAGGCCAUCAAGCUCUUCCUGGAGAACUAUGAGCUGAUCCUCCACGAGGGCACCUACAAGGUGGUGCAGAGGGGCCCGGGCGCAGACCUGCCCUACAGGAUCCGGUACAUGGGCACCCACCUGGCCAUCGAGACCCGCAGCGGCCUGGUCGUGUCCUGGGACCGGAGGACCAGCGUGUUCAUCCGGCUGCACCAGGAUCACAAGGGGCGGGUCUGCGGGCUGUGCGGGAACUUCGACGACAACGCCGUCAACGACUUCACCACACGCAGCCAGUCCGUGGUGGGCGACGCCCUGGAGUUCGGCAACAGCUGGAAACUCUCCCCCACCUGCCCCGACGCCCCGGCCCCCCGGGACCCCUGCACCGCCAACCCCUACCGCAAGUCCUGGGCGCAGCGGCAGUGCAGCCUCAUCAACAGCGCCACCUUCCAGGCCUGCCGUGCUCAGGUCGACUCCACCAAGUACUACGAGGCCUGCGUGAGCGACGCGUGCGCCUGCGACUCCGGGGGCGACUGCGAGUGUUUCUGCACCGCCGUGGCCGCCUACGCCCAGGCCUGCCGGGACGCGGGCGUGUGCGUGGCCUGGCGCACCCCAGAAGUCUGCCCCUUGUUCUGCGACUACUACAACCCCCACGGGGAGUGCGAGUGGCACUACCAGCCCUGCGGGGCGCCCUGCCUGCGGACCUGCCGCAACCCCAGUGGACGCUGCCUGAUGGACCUGCCAGGCCAGGAAGGCUGCUACCCGAAGUGUCCGCCCAGCAAGCCGUUCUUCAGUGAGGACCAGAUGAGGUGUGUGGCCCAGUGUGGCUGCUACGAUGACGACGAGAACUACUACGAUGUUGGUACCAAGGUCCCCACGGCAGAGAACUGCCAGAGCUGUAACUGCACCCCGGGCGGCGUCCAAUGCACAUACAGCCUCGCGGCCUGCACGUGCACGUACGAGGGCAGGACCUACAGCUACGAGGACGUCGUCUACAACACGACCGACGGGCUGGGUGCCUGCUUGGUGGCUGUCUGCGGGAGCAACGGGACCAUCACGCGGACGACCGUGGAAUGUCGCGUCACGCCGUCCACCACGCCUUUCACCUUCACCUCGACGGCGGCUCCGCCCUCCACGACAGGUCCGGUCCCCACGCUCUCCACCGUGUGCGUGCAAGAGCUGUGCCACUGGUCUGCCUGGUACGACAGCGGCCGCCCGGAGCCGGGCAUGGGAGGUGGGGACUUCGAGACAUUUGCAAACCUGAGGCAGAGGGGUCACCAGGUCUGCCCGGCGCCAGCCGGAGUCGAGUGCCGUGCACAGCUGCUUCCAGACACGCCCCUGGAGCAGCUGGGCCAGAAGGUGGAGUGCAGCCCCCGGCUCGGGCUCAGGUGCCUCAACAGCGAGCAGGACCCUCCGCUCUGCCACAACUAUGAGCUGCGGGUGCUCUGCUGCGACUACGUGCCCUGCGGCACCAGCCAGAAGCCGACCCUCCUGCCCCGGCCCACCUCCCCCGUCCAGGCGACCACAGCCCUGACCUCACCGACGACACAGACCCGGGUGACAAGCGGCUCCGAGGUCCCCGGCACCACCUGCCAGCCCCGCUGUCAGUGGACGGAGUGGUUCGAUGAGGAUUACCCCAAGUCCGAGGAGGCUGGGGGCGACAUCGAGUCAUACGACAGGAUCAGGAGCGCGGGGGGCGACGUGUGCGAGCGGCCGCAGGACAUAGAGUGCCGGGCGGUGAACUUCCCGGACAGGAGGCCCGAGGAGCUGGGGCAGCUCGUGCACUGCGACCCCAGCUUCGGCCUGGUCUGCAGGAAUGACGAGCAGAUGGGCCUAUUCAAGAUGUGCUACAACUACCGGAUCCGUCUGCUGUGCUGCAGCCACAGCCACUGCGGGGAGCCCACCCCUGCCACCGCCAGUGCCGCCACAGCCACCUCCACCUCCAUCGCCACCACCACCUCCACUGCUACCCCUGCCACCGCCAGCGCCACCAUGGCCACAGCCACCACCACCUCCACUACUGCCACUGCCACCACUGAAGCCACCAGCAGCCAGGGCACGACUGGCUGCGAGCCCAAGUGCGAGUGGACAGAAUGGUUUGACGUGGACUUCCCCACCUCGGGGGUCACGGGCGGAGACAUGGAGACCUACGACAACAUCAGGGCCGCUGGCGGCAAGAUGUGCCGGGAGCCGCGGAAGAUUGAGUGCCGGGCAGAGAACUACCCGGAGGUGAGCCUGGACCAGAUCGGGCAGGUGGUGAGCUGCAGCCUGCAGGCCGGGCUGGUCUGCAGGAACCGGGACCAGAGGGGGCCGUUCACCAUGUGCUUCAACUACAACGUCCGUGUGCUCUGCUGCGACGGCGCCGGCCGCUGCCCCACCUCCACCGCUCCCCCGCCCGUGCCGUCCACCUGGGGCCUGACCACGACGGCCGGGCCUGCCUCGUCCAGUGCCCCCCACACAGCCACCCUGGCCACCUCCCCCAUACAGACCACACCUGAGUCCUUGGCCACCAGCCCCUCCUUGGGGACCACCCUGCCCUCCAGCUCCUGGAAGCCCAGCUCCGUCUCACCCACACCAAUGUCCCCGACCUCGGGGCCCUGCACGCCACAGUGCACGUGGACAGACUGGUUCGACGUGGACUAUCCCUCUCUGGGCCCCAAUGGCGGCGACUUUGAGACCUACACCAACAUCCGGGAGGCGGGCGGGCUCCUCUGCGAGCGGCCCCUGGACCUGGAGUGCCGGGCCUCGUCGCUACCCGACGUGCCCCUGCGGCAGCUGGGCCAGGUGGUGCGGUGCCGGCUGGAGGAGGGCCUGGUGUGCCGCAACCGCGACCAGGACAGCUGGUUCAAGGUGUGCCUCAACUACCAAGUCCGCGUGCUCUGCUGUGACGACUACCGCCACUGCCCCAGCACCCCGGCCACCACCACAGUGACUCUCCCGGGGCCCAGCCCGAGGCCGCUCUCCCCAACAGCCUCCAGUCCUACCAUCCCCCACACAGCCCGAACCACAGCGACGACCAGCUGCCAGCCGACAUGCCGCUGGACCGACUGGCUGGACACAGACCAGCCCCUGCCUGGCCGCUAUGGGGGCGACAUUGAGACCUACUACCACAUCAGGCAGGCGGGCGGGCAGCUCUGCGAGGAGCCGGACGCCAUCCAGUGCGAGGCCGUCCUGUCGCCAGGGGUGCCCCUGGAGGCGCUGGGCCAGGUGGUACAGUGCGCCCGUGAGUAUGGCUUCAUCUGCAGGAACAGUCGGCAGCGGGCGGGCGAGUCCUGCCUCAACUACCACAUCCGCGUGCACUGCUGCGAUGACUACAGCCACUGCCACUCCACACCCGGCACCACGGCGGUCGCCUCCCCGUCUUCAGGGGGCACCCUCACCCCAGUGAGGCCCACCACCAGGGCCACCACCCUUGUGAGGCCCUCCACGGCCUCCAGCGGCACCUCCCCGGCCAGUGAGCCCACCACCAGGCCCUGGGAGACCCUGUCUGGACGCACCAGCACUGUGACCAGCACCACCAGGGCCACCUCAAGCCCAGGGGCCAGCACCAGACCCUCCCCAUCGACCCCCAUUCCCGUGACCACCAGCUCCCUGCAGGGCACCACCCCGGGCCCUUCUACAGCCGUCCCCACGGCUACAGGCUCUGCGAUUAAGGCUCCCACCUCGUCCAUCACGACCUCCAGCACCACGACCUCCGUGGCCACGCCCACUGCCUGUCAGCCUCGCUGUGCCUGGACCGACUGGCUGGACCAGAGCUACCCCAUGCCCGGCGCCUCCGGAGGGGACUUUGAGACCUACGCCAACAUGCAGGCAGCCGGCAGGCCCGUCUGCGCGCGGCCCGAGGGCCUGGAGUGUCGGGCCCAGAGGCUGCCCGACGUGCCCCUGGAGCAGCUGGGCCAGGUGGUGCAGUGCCAGCUGGAGGAGGGCCUGGUGUGCCGCAACCGCGACCAGGGCGGCCGCUUCAAGAUGUGCUUCAACUACCAGAUCCGCGUGCUCUGUUGUGACGACUACAGCCACUGCCCCAGCACGGCCAUGCCCACCAGCACAGCCAUGCCCACCAGUACGGGCCAGCGGACUUCCGGGCCCACCGAGGUCAGCACCACGGCCACCACCCUGUCACCCCACUCGUCCCCCAGGAUCACAGAGAGUGUCCCGGCCACCCAGACGGCUCGCACCUCCCUCAGGACCACCCAGUGGCGCUCUGUCCCAAGUCCCUCUGCCUCCACAGGGACCCUGACCACAACUGCCAAGCCAGCCUCGCCCAGUGCCCCCCACGUGGCCACCUCCCCCAUUCAGACCACCCCUGGGACCCCAUCCUCCAGUUCCAUCUUUGGGACCUCCCUGCCCACCAGCUCCCUGAGGCCGACCCCGACAUCCACGACCUCCAUGACCUCCACGACCCGUGGGGCCUGCACGCCACGGUGCACGUGGACAGACUGGCUCGACGAGGACUACCCCACCCCGGUUCCCGACGGCGGGGACUUUGAGACCCUCUCUGUCCUCCGCGCUGCCGGCCACAGCUUCUGCGAGCAGCCUCAGGACAUCGAGUGCCGAGCAGAGAAGUUGCCGGACGCGAGCCUGGAGGACGUGGGCCAGGUGGUGCAGUGCGACGUGCGCUUCGGGCUGGUGUGCCGCAACCGCGACCAGGGCGGCCGCUUCAGGAUGUGCCUCAACUACCACGUGCAUCUGCUCUGCUGUGACUACAGCCACUGCCCCUCCACGCCCGGCACCACGGUGGUCCCCUCCCCGUCUUCAGGAGGCACCCUCACCCCGGUGACGCCCACCACGAGGGCCACCACCCUUGUGGGGCCCUCCACUGCCUCCAGCGGCACCUCCCCGGCCAGUGAGCCCACCACCAGGCCCUGGAAGACCCUGUCUGGACGCACCAGCACUGUGACCAGCACCACCAGGGCCACCUCCAGCCCAGGGGCCAGCACCAGACCCUCCCCAUCGACCCCCAUUCCCGUGUCCACCAGCUCCCUGCCGGGCACCACCCCGGGCCCUUCUACAGCCGUCCCCACAGCUACAGGCUCUGCGAUUAAGGCUCCCACCUCGUCCAUCACGACCUCCAGCACCACGACCUCUGUGGCCACGCCCACUGCCUGUCAGCCUCGCUGUGCCUGGACCGACUGGCUGGACCAGAGCUACCCCAUGCCCGGCGCCUCCGGAGGGGACUUUGAGACAUACGCCAACAUGCAGGCAGCCGGCAGGCCCGUCUGCGCGCGGCCCGAGGGCCUGGAGUGCCGGGCCGAGAGGCUGCCCGACGUGCCCCUGGAGCAGCUGGGCCAGGUGGUGCAGUGCCAGCUGGAGGAGGGCCUGGUGUGCCGCAACCGCGACCAGGGCGGCCGCUUCAAGAUGUGUUUCAACUACCAGAUCCGCGUGCUCUGCUGUGACGACUACAGCCACUGCCCCAGCACGGCCAUGCCCACCAGCACGGCCACGCCCACCAGCACGGGCCAGCGGACUUCCGGGCCCACCGAGGUCAGCACCACGGCCACCACCCUGUCACCCCACUCGUCCCCCAGGAUCACAGAGAGUGUCCCGGCCACCCAGACGGCUCGCACCUCCCUCAGGACCACCCAGUGGCGCUCUGUCCCAAGUCCCUCUGCCUCCACAGGGACCCUGACCACAACUGCCAAGCCAGCCUCGCCCAGUGCCCCCCACGUGGCCACCUCCCCCAUUCAGACCACCCCUGGGACCCCAUCCUCCAGUUCCAUCUUUGGGACCUCCCUGCCCACCAGCUCCCUGAGGCCGACCCCGACAUCCACGACCUCCAUGACCUCCACGACCCGUGGGGCCUGCACGCCACGGUGCACGUGGACAGACUGGCUCGACGAGGACUACCCCACCCCGGUUCCCGACGGCGGGGACUUUGAGACCCUCUCUGUCCUCCGCGCUGCCGGCCACAGCUUCUGCGAGCAGCCUCAGGACAUCGAGUGCCGAGCAGAGAAGUUGCCGGACGCGAGCCUGGAGGACGUGGGCCAGGUGGUGCAGUGCGACGUGCGCUUCGGGCUGGUGUGCCGCAACCGCGACCAGGGCGGCCGCUUCAGGAUGUGCCUCAACUACCACGUGCGUCUGCUCUGCUGUGACUACAGCCACUGCCCCUCCACGCCCGGCACCACGGUGGUCCCCUCCCCGUCUUCAGGAGGCACCCUCACCCCGGUGACGCCCACCACCAGGGCCACCACCCUUGUGGGGCCCUCCACUGCCUCCAGCGGCACCUCCCCGGCCAGUGAGCCCACCACCAGGCCCUGGAAGACCCUGUCUGGACGCACCAGCACUGUGACCAGCACCACCAGGGCCACCUCAAGCCCAGGGGCCAGCACCAGACCCUCCCCAUCGACCCCCAUUCCCGUGACCACCAGCUCCCUGCCGGGCACCACCCCGGGCCCUUCUACAGCCGUCCCCACGGCUACAGGCUCUGCGAUUAAGGCUCCCACCUCGUCCAUCACGACCUCCAGCACCACGACCUCUGUGGCCACGCCCACUGCCUGUCAGCCUCGCUGUGCCUGGACCGACUGGCUGGACCAGAGCUACCCCAUGCCCGGCGCCUCCGGAGGGGACUUUGAGACAUACGCCAACAUGCAGGCAGCCGGCAGGCCCGUCUGCGCGCGGCCCGAGGGCCUGGAGUGCCGGGCCGAGAGGCUGCCCGACGUGCCCCUGGAGCAGCUGGGCCAGGUGGUGCAGUGCCAGCUGGAGGAGGGCCUGGUGUGCCGCAACCGCGACCAGGGCGGCCGCUUCAAGAUGUGUUUCAACUACCAGAUCCGCGUGCUCUGUUGUGACGACUACAGCCACUGCCCCAGCACGGCCAUGCCCACCAGCACGGCCACGCCCACCAGCACGGCCACGCCCACCAGCACGGCCAUGCCCACCAGCACAGCCAUGCCCACCAGCACGGGCCAGCGGACUUCCGGGCCCACCGAGGUCAGCACCACAGCCACCACCAUGUCACCCCACUCGUCCCCCAGGAUCACAGAGAGUGUCCCGGCCACCCAGACGGCUCGCACCUCCCUCAGGACCACCCAGUGGCGCUCUGUCCCAAGUCCCUCUGCCUCCACAGGGACCCUGACCACAACUGCCAAGCCAGCCUCGCCCAGUGCCCCCCACGUGGCCACCUCCCCCAUUCAGACCACUCCUGGGACCCCGUCCUCCAGUUCCACCCCUGGGACCACCCUGCACACCAGCUCCCUGAAGCCGACCAUGACCUCCAUGACCUCCAUGACCUCCACGACCUCCAUGGCCUCCAUGACCUCUGUGACCUGCACGCCACGGUGCCUGUGGACUGACUGGUAUGACGCUGACUAUCCCACGCCCGGACACGAUGGCGGGGACUUUGAGACCCUCUCUGUCCUCCGCGCUGCCGGCCACAGCUUCUGCGAGCAACCUCAGGACAUCGAGUGCCGAGCAGAGAAGUUGCCGGACGCGAGCCUGGAGGACGUGGGCCAGGUGGUGCAGUGCGACGUGCGCUUCGGGCUGGUGUGCCGCAACCGCGACCAGGGCGGCCGCUUCAGGAUGUGCCUCAACUACCACGUGCGUCUGCUCUGCUGUGACUACAGCCACUGCCCCUCCACGCCCGGCACCACGGUGGUCCCCUCCCCGUCUUCAGGGGGCACCCUCACCCCGGUGACGCCCACCACCAGGGCCACCACCCUUGUGGGGCCCUCCACUGCCUCCAGCGGCACCUCCCCGGCCAGUGAGCCCACCACCAGGCCCUGGAAGACCCUGUCUGGACGCACCAGCACUGUGACCAGCACCACCAGGGCCACCUCAAGCCCAGGGGCCAGCACCAGACCCUCCCCAUCGACCCCCAUUCCCGUGACCACCAGCUCCCUGCAGGGCACCACCCCGGGCCCUUCUACAGCCGUCCCCACGGCUACAGGCUCUGCGAUUAAGGCUCCCACCUCGUCCAUCACGACCUCCAGCACCACGACCUCCGUGGCCACGCCCACUGCCUGUCAGCCUCGCUGUGCCUGGACCGACUGGCUGGACCAGAGCUACCCCAUGCCCGGCGCCUCCGGAGGGGACUUUGAGACCUACGCCAACAUGCAGGCAGCCGGCAGGCCCGUCUGCGCGCGGCCCGAGGGCCUGGAGUGCCGGGCCGAGAGGCUGCCCGACGUGCCCCUGGAGCAGCUGGGCCAGGUGGUGCAGUGCCAGCUGGAGGAGGGCCUGGUGUGCCGCAACCGCGACCAGGGCGGCCGCUUCAAGAUGUGUUUCAACUACCAGAUCCGCGUGCUCUGCUGUGACGACUACAGCCACUGCCCCAGCACGGCCAUGCCCACCAGCACGGCCACGCCCACCAGCACGGGCCAGCGGACUUCCGGGCCCACCGAGGUCAGCACCACGGCCACCACCCUGUCACCCCACUCGUCCCCCAGGAUCACAGAGAGUGUCCCGGCCACCCAGACGGCUCGCACCUCCCUCAGGACCACCCAGUGGCGCUCUGUCCCAAGUCCCUCUGCCUCCACAGGGACCCUGACCACAACUGCCAAGCCAGCCUCGCCCAGUGCCCCCCACGUGGCCACCUCCCCCAUUCAGACCACCCCUGGGACCCCGUCCUCCAGUCCCAUCUUUGGGACCUCCCUGCCCACCAGCUCCCUGAGGCCGACCCCGACAUCCACGACCUCCAUGACCUCCACGACCCGUGGGGCCUGCACGCCACGGUGCACGUGGACAGACUGGCUCGACGAGGACUACCCCACCCCGGUUCCCGACGGCGGGGACUUUGAGACCCUCUCUGUCCUCCGCGCUGCCGGCCACAGCUUCUGCGAGCAGCCUCAGGACAUCGAGUGCCGAGCAGAGAAGUUGCCGGACGCGAGCCUGGAGGACGUGGGCCAGGUGGUGCAGUGCGACGUGCGCUUCGGGCUGGUGUGCCGCAACCGCGACCAGGGCGGCCGCUUCAGGAUGUGCCUCAACUACCACGUGCGUCUGCUCUGCUGUGACAGCCACUGCCCGUCCUCAGCCCCGGAGACCACCAUGUCCCCGUGGCUCCCCAGCACCCCUGAGCCCAGCGCCUCACCCAGCCCACCCGUCUCUACCACACCCUGCCGGUGCCGGGCGUUUGGACAGCUGUUCUCACCAGGGGACGUCGUCUACAACAGGACCGACAAGGCUGGCUGCCACUUCUACGCCAUCUGCAACCAGCACUGCGAGCUCGACCGCUUCCAGGGCGCCUGCCCCACCUCCUCGCCCCAGGAGCUCCUGACGGCGACCUGGGUGCCCCUGACCUUUCCAUCUCCUGGCUGUGACCUUGUGGACCCUCCCCGCCAGGUGAAUGAGACCUGGACGCUGGAGGACUGCACGGUGGCGCGGUGCGAGGGCGACAACCACAUCGUCCUGCUGGAGCCACAGCCCGUGGCCCAGGUCUCCUGUGUGAACGGACACCUGCCGGUCAAGGUGCAGAGCCCGCAGGAGCCCUGCCAGUUCCACUACGAGUGCGAAUGCUCCUGCAGCAGCUGGGGGGACUCCCACUACAUCACCUUCGACGGCACCCCCUACUCCUUCCGGGACAACUGCACGCACGUGCUCAUGAGAGAGAUCUGGCCCCGGCACGGGAACCUCACCAUCCUCCUGGACAACCACCACUGCGGGGCCGCGGCCUCCGCCAGCUGCCCGCGCGCCCUCAGCAUCCGCUAUGAGUCCUCAGAGGUCGUCCUCACCACCGAGACUGCAGCCAGCGGGCAGGAGGAGGGCCUGAUCCUGUUCGACCACGUGCGGGUGAGCCAGGGCUUCAGCAAGGACGGCGUGAGCGUGUCCAUGACGGCGAGCACCACGAUGCGUGUGGACAUCCCAGCCGUCGGGGCCAGCAUCACCUUCGACGGGCAGGUCUUCCAAGUCCAGCUGUCCUACAGCCACUUCAGCCACAACACCGAGGGCCAGUGCGGCACCUGCACCAACAGCAAGACGGACGACUGCCGCCUGCCUGACGGCACCAUCGCCCCCACCUGCCAGGACAUGGCCAGCGCCUGGCUGGUCCCCGAGACCAACAAGGAAGGCUGCUGGGCACCCACAGGCCCGCCCGCGACCACCAGCCCCCCAUCCCCGGCACCCACCAAGCCCACCUCCACCCCAUGCCCCCCAGCGCCCCUCUGCGAGCUGAUGCUGAGCCACCUCUUCGCCGAGUGCCACAACCUCAUCCCGCCCGGCCUGUUCUUCAGCGCCUGCGUCCAGGACGCCUGCCAGGCCGGCCACCCCGGGGUGCCCUGCCAGAGCCUGGAGGCCUACGCGGCGCUCUGCCGUGCCCGGGGCGCCUGCAGCGACUGGCGAAACGCCACCGGCGGGUUGUGCGAGCUCCCCUGCCCACCCGAGAAGGUGUACAAGCCGUGCGGCCCAGUGCAGCCCGCGUCCUGCGACUUCAGGACCCAGAGCCCGGAGAGCACGGGGCUGGCGGAGGGCUGCUUCUGCCCCGACGGACAGACCCUCUUCAACUCCCACACGGAUGUCUGUGUGCCCGAGUGCCCCUGCGUGGGACCAGAUGGGUUCCCCAAAUUUCCUGGAGAGCGAUGGGUCAGCAACUGCCAGGCCUGCGUGUGCGACGUGGGCUCCGUGUCGGUGCAGUGCGUGCCCGUGCAGUGUGAUGCCCGGGAACUGCCCCGCGAGUGCGGCCAGACUGGCUUCGUGGCCGUGACCAGGCCCCUGGCGGACAACCCGUGCUGCCAGGAGACGCUGUGUGUCUGCAACACGACCAGCUGCCCCCAGAGCACCCCGGCAUGUGGGCCAGGAGAGGAGCUCGCCCCCAUCCAGGAGGAGGGCGGCUGCUGCACAACCUUCAGCUGCCGGCCCAAGCUGUGCACCUACAACGGCACUGUCUAUGGGGUCGGUGCAACCUUCCCAGCGGCCACUCCCUGCCACACGUGCACCUGCCUGUCCGAGGACGCCCAGGGCCCCACUGUGCAGUGUGCAGAGGACAUCUGCAACACCACCUGUCCCCUGGGUUUCGAGUAUGUGACGGUGGCCGGGCAGUGCUGUGGGGAGUGCGUGCAGAAGGCCUGCCUCACGCCCGACGGCGGGCUGGUCCAGCCCAAUGAGACCUGGAUCAACAGCCUGGUGGACAACUGCACCGAGUACCACUGCCAGGCCGAGCACGGGGUCCCCGUGCUGAUCCUCAGGCCGACGCCCUGCCCAGACGUGUCCAGCUGCAUGGGCAUCCUCAGGAAAACCGGCUGCUGCUACGUCUGCGAGGAAGUGGACUCCUGCCAGGUCCGCCUCAACAGGACGGUGCUGGAGCACCAGGGCUGCCAGGCCCCCGUCAACCUCACCUUCUGCGAGGGCUCCUGCCCAGGAGUGUCCAAGUACUCCCCGGAGGCCCAGGCCAUGCAGCGCCGCUGCUCCUGCUGCCAGGAGAUCAGGGCCCACGAGGAGGCGGUGACCCUGCAGUGCCCUGACGGGACGGCCGUCCGGCACACCUACACCCACAUCGACGAGUGCAGGCCCGCAGGCCUGCCCAACGCUUUCGACGCUGAGGAGUCGGCCUCGAGGCACAAGGCCGCGCUCACCAAGCAAGUGGUGCGAGCCCCCCAGGCCCUGGCCACCCCGCGGCACACCCUCAGGCUCACAGGACAGGCGUGA
Molecule: messenger RNA, 14319 nt
Organism: Myotis myotis
Lineage: Eukaryota; Metazoa; Chordata; Mammalia; Chiroptera; Vespertilionidae
Gene: MUC5B
Product: mucin 5B, oligomeric mucus/gel-forming
Exons: 50
Coding region: 1-14319 (4772 amino acids)
Cellular component (GO): extracellular matrix
Molecular function (GO): protein binding
Source: RefSeq, a predicted model, not a curated record